AGGUCACCGGAAUGUUUGUUUCGCCACGUGUUUCACGUGAGCGAAUUCUCCGGAUCAGUCUUUUCUGUAUGUAUGCGGGUACACGCGUUGGCUGGCUCGCCAUCCAAUGGUUUAUUUCUACAGACGUCGCUGCGAUGUGCUUAUGUUUACGUAAAGUAUCUAUAUGCUGACAUUAAUUGCUAGACGACUUGUGGCUCAGUAUUACAUCGAAACUGUUCCGAACUGAUUAUCUACAACUUACUGAUUUGCCAGGAGGAGAUCUGCACCAGCUUGUGUAAAAGUGCAUGAGGCAGUGUGAGAGUAAGCGUGCUACAAUGGCUUCCUGUUACACUCCCCUUUUGUUUUGAUACCACUCCUAGUUUAACAGAAGCAAAAUACCACCAUCAGUUUAAUAAGUUAUAACAAUGAUCCGUAAGCAAAGGAGCCAAGGGAAGCAAGCCUGUUGGUGAAGCUCUCACAAAUAAUUGCUAGCUCUCAUCUGGAAACCUAGGCAGACAAAGCACGGAACACCCCCCACUGAGAGACCCCAUUGAAAGGCCGGUGCAGCGAGCAUCAUGGUGGAGCUGGUAUCUGGCCAAGAGGGCAGCCUACUCCCCAAAACCCCAGAGUCACAGCGAUGGAGGUGGCCAGUGGCUCUGCUCUGCUUCUACGGCUUCCUGGUGCAACUGAAGCCUGGGGAGCCCUUCAUUACGCCCUACCUGCUCAGCCCUGAAAAGAACUUCACCCAAGAGCAGGUGACCAAUGAGAUCAACCCAGUGCUGUCGUACUCCUAUAUGGCAGUUCUGGUUCCAGUCUUCCUGUUGACAGACUUCCUGCGCUACAAGCCAGUUCUGGUUCUGCAGAGUCUGAGUCACAUUUCCAUCUGGCUGCUGCUGGUUCUGGGCACCACCCUGCUGCAGAUGCAGUUGAUGGAGUUCUUCUACGGCAUCACCAUGGCGGCGCGUGUAGCCUACUCCUCUUACAUCUUCUCACUGGUGCCUUCUGAGUUGUACCAGCGCGUGGCGGGGUACUCGCGCUCUGCGGUCCUGCUUGGUGUCUUCUCCAGCUCAGUGCUGGGCCAGCUAUGUGUAUCCCUGGCCGGCCUGUCCUUCCAGAAACUGAGUUCCAUUUCCCUGGCCUUUGUCAGCAUCAGCCUGCUUCUGGCUGUCUCCCUCCCUUGGCCUCGUCGCAGCAUGUACUUCAACUUGGCAAAGCAUGAAGCCAGGUCAAAGCUGGCCCCUGUGAAACCUGGCAGCUCUCCUCCUGCCUCCUCCUGCUGCCCGCUGUCACGCUUCAGGAGCUCCAUGCUCUUCCAGAUGUUGAAGGAGCUCCGUAACGUGGUCAAGGUGCCAGGCCUGCGACUCUGGUGCCUCUGGUGGAUCUUCAAUUCCACUGGGUAUUACCUGGUGCUUUUUUAUGCGCACGUCCUGUGGAACAAGGUGUACCCAGCUACUGAGAACAAGAAAGUCUACAACGGUGCGGUGGAGGCAGCCUCUACCCUGCUUGGGGCCAUGACAUCCUUUGUGGCCAGCUUUGUGAAGAUCCGAUGGAGCCUGUGGUCGGAGCUGUUGAUUGGCAUCAUCACGGCCCUACAGGCCAGCCUGCUGCUCCUUAUGGGUACUACAGACAGUAUUUGGGCCUGCUACAUUGCAUACACUCUCUUCAGGGGCCUCUACCAGUUCCUGGUGCCCAUUGCUAUCUUCCAAAUCGCCUCGGCUCUCUCCAAGGAGCUGUGUGCUCUAGUGUUUGGAGUGAACACCUUUCUGGGAACCAUCUUGAAGACCAUCAUCACCAUCAUCGUGGUGGACAAGCGGGGGCUUGGACUGGCUGUUCACCCCCAGUUCAUGGUUUAUUUUUUUUACUUCGCCCUGCUCACCUUGGUCUACUUGACUUGUGCUGCCUGGGUCAUUGCCAAACACAAAUGUGAGUGGAGAGAUGGCAGGGCCACUGCUGAAGCCAUGCCCACUGAGCUCACCCCCAUGGAGACCACUGCCACAGACCAAGAUCCACUGCCCAGUGUGCCGAGGAACCGAGACACCUGGGGAUCCAGUGGAUAGUGACCUCAAAUGCCUUAAGAGUAUUAUUGCCUACAGAAUAUCGCUGAUAGGUUUUUAAGGUUAAUCUUUGAAUAACCUGUAAAAAGCGCUGCUCUAGUCAACAGAAACAUAAUCUAAGAGUAGUACAAAGUGUUUAGCUGACAGGUUGAAAUAACUAUAUAGUAUUAAAGUGUUAAGGAGUGUGUCCCCUCCUGUUACUCAGUUAUAAAAAUUAAAUCAGUAUAGGUUUAUAAUGCAACAUUUAUGCUUUUGAUGUGUGGGGACCAAAAUCAGUAAUGAAAGUGAUAUUUUGAAUGAACUUUCUCAGUUUUAUGGUUAUAGAAUGUUUCUGCACUCAUAUAUAAUGAACCACUUUGUGGUAUUCUGCUGUUUUUUUAGUUAUUUGGUGUGAGAUGUAAAAUAUAUUUUUUCAAGUAAAUCAUAACUUCAGGAGUCUGUUUCAGAUUGCCAAACAACACAGAAAUGUGAACAGAGAGCCUCUGCUCUUGGAUUUAUCGAGUGUCACUGCCAUGAGAUACAGUUUGUGACAUGGCUGCAACAUGUGAAUGCUGCUUCAUCCACGCACACCUCCACCUUAACUGUGAAUCUGUACUUAACAUGGUGGCAGUAAAAGUGCCUGAUUUCUAUA
Molecule: messenger RNA, 2664 nt
Organism: Brienomyrus brachyistius
Lineage: Eukaryota; Metazoa; Chordata; Actinopteri; Osteoglossiformes; Mormyridae
Product: reduced folate transporter-like
Exons: 6
Coding region: 555-2036 (493 amino acids)
Biological process (GO): folate transmembrane transport
Cellular component (GO): apical plasma membrane; basolateral plasma membrane; plasma membrane
Molecular function (GO): folic acid binding; folate:monoatomic anion antiporter activity
Source: RefSeq, a predicted model, not a curated record